Theobroma umbraticum is the source of this 3611-nucleotide messenger RNA. Its product is annotated as Adaptin family protein. Gene Ontology annotation, biological process: intracellular protein transport; vesicle-mediated transport. Lineage: Eukaryota; Viridiplantae; Streptophyta; Magnoliopsida; Malvales; Malvaceae. Gene Ontology annotation, cellular component: AP-4 adaptor complex; membrane coat. The record is from RefSeq and is a predicted model, not a curated record.
UUCGACCGCGGCAGUGGCCUACGUUUCACCCACCUCUUUUUUUUAUUCUCCUCUCCUCCACUCCCCUUCUUUUCUAUUUUUUUUUUGGCCUUAUAGAAAACACAAAAUUUCUGUCUUGUUCUCUACUGCCUAGUACAGGACACGAGAUAGACAUAUUUGAUAUCCGAUUACUCACUGUCAGAUCUAAUCUCAGCACCAACAAGGAGAGGUGAUCGAGGCAGGCACGGAGUAGCGAAGCUGGAGCAGUUAAAGACGAUUGGUAGGGAGCUCGCCAUGGGCUCCCAAGGCGGAUUUUAUCAGUCCAAAGAGUUUCUGGAUCUGGUGAAGUCCAUCGGCGAGGCUCGAUCCAAGGCUGAAGAAGACCGGAUUGUUCUCAACGAGAUCGAGACUCUCAAACGCCGCAUCUCGGAGCCCGACAUCCCGAAGCGCAAGAUGAAAGAGUACAUCAUCCGAUUGGUUUACGUUGAGAUGCUCGGUCACGAUGCUUCCUUCGGUUACAUUCACGCCGUUAAAAUGACUCACGAUGAUAGUCUUCUCGUCAAGAGAACCGGUUACUUGGCCGUCACACUGUUUUUAAAUGAAGAUCACGAUUUGAUCAUUUUGAUUGUCAAUACCAUACAGAAAGAUUUGAAGUCUGACAAUUACUUGGUGGUUUGCGCCGCCUUGAAUGCCGUUUGUAAGUUGAUCAAUGAGGAGACAAUUCCUGCGGUGUUGCCGCAGGUUGUGGAGUUGCUGGGGCAUCCUAAGGAGGCUGUGCGGAAGAAGGCCAUCAUGGCCCUCCAUCGCUUUUAUCAGAAAUCCCCCUCUUCUGUCUCGCAUCUUGUCUCCAAUUUUCGCAAGAGGCUUUGCGAUAAUGAUCCUGGAGUCAUGGGUGCAACCCUUUGUCCGCUUUUUGAUCUUAUAACAAUAGAUGUUAAUUCUUUCAAAGAUUUGGUUGUCAGCUUUGUAAGCAUUCUUAAACAAGUAGCUGAACGCAGACUACCAAAAGCAUAUGAUUACCAUCAGAUGCCAGCACCAUUUAUUCAGAUCAAAUUGCUGAAAAUUCUGGCUUUGCUUGGAAGUGGUGACAAGCAAGCAAGUGAAAACAUGUACACUGUAGUGGGAGACUUAUUCAGGAAGUGCGAUUCCUCAAGUAAUAUAGGAAAUGCCAUUCUUUAUGAGUGCAUAUGCUGUGUUUCCUCUAUAUAUCCCAAUGCCAAGUUGUUAGAGUCUGCAGCUGAUGUUAUAUCAAGAUUUUUGAAGAGUGACAGUCAUAACCUAAAAUACAUGGGCAUUGAUGCUCUUGGUCGAUUGAUAAAAAUAAGUCCAGAUAUUGCUGAGCAACACCAACUGGCUGUGAUUGAUUGCUUAGAGGACCCAGAUGACACUCUGAAGAGAAAAACCUUUGAACUGCUGUAUAAGAUGACCAAGUCUACAAAUGUGGAGGUUAUUGUUGAUCGCAUGAUUGAUUACAUGAUUAGCAUUAAUGACAAUCAUUAUAAAACUGAAAUAGCAUCUCGAUGUGUUGAACUUGCGGAGCAAUUUGCGCCAAGCAAUCAGUGGUUCAUCCAGACCAUGAAUAAAGUUUUUGAGCAUGCGGGAGAUCUGGUGAAUAUAAAGGUAGCACACAAUUUGAUGCGGUUGAUUGCUGAGGGAUUUGGAGAGGAUGAUGAUUCUGCAGACAGUCAACUGAGAUCAUCUGCUGUGGAGUCAUACUUGCGCAUUCUUGGUGAACCUAAGUUGCCAUCUGUUUUUCUUCAAGUAAUUUGUUGGGUGUUGGGGGAAUAUGGAACAGCUGAUGGAAAGUUCUCUGCUUCCUACAUUACUGGGAAGUUAUGUGAUGUGGCAGAGGCAUAUUCUAAUGAUGAGACUGUUAAGGCAUACGCAGUUACAGCUCUCAUGAAAAUAUAUGCAUUUGAAAUAGCAGCUCGGAGGAAAGUAGAUCUGCUGCCUGAGUGUCAUUCUUUAAUGGAAGAAUUAUUGGCUUCUCACUCAACAGAUUUGCAGCAACGUGCCUAUGAACUGCAAGCAGUGAUUGGCCUUGAUGCUCAUGCUGUUGAGUGUAUUAUGCCAUCAGAUGCAAGUUGUGAAGAUAUUGAGGUUGAUAAAGGCCUUUCAUUCCUUAAUGGUUAUGUUGAAGAGUCGAUAGAAAAAGGUGCUCAGCCCUAUAUUCCUGAGAGUGAACGCUCUGGUAUGUUAAAUAUUAGCAAUUUUAGGAACCAAGAUCACCACGAAGCUUCAUCACAUGGUCUCAGGUUUGAGGCAUAUGAGCUUCCAAAGCCUACAGUGCAAUCUAGGAUUCCUCCAGCAUUACUUGCUUCAACCGAACUUGUUCCAGUACCUGAGCCAAUGUAUCUUAGGGAGAGCUACCAAACUCCUUCUGUGCCAUCUGUAUCAUCAGAUGCAGGAUCCUCAGAGCUCAAGCUUCGACUAGAUGGAGUCCAAAAGAAGUGGGGUAAACCAACAUACUCUCCUGCAACGUCUACCUCAAAUUCCACAGCACAGAAAACAGUUAAUGGGGUCACACAAGUUGAUGGGGCAAGUUCUACAAAUUCAAGAACACGUGAAACCUAUGAUUCAAGGAAAUCACAGGUUGAAAUAUCUCCAGAAAAGCAGAAGCUUGCUGCUUCACUGUUUGGAGGUUCAUCAAAAACGGAAAAGAGGCCAGCUACUGGUCAUAAGAUUUCAAAGGCAAGCACCCAAAUGGUGAAGUCUCAUGUGCCAAAGUCUAGCAUGGAAGUUGCAUUGGAAAAGACAGCUCCUGUUCAACCAGCUCCGGAUUUGCUUGAUCUGGGGGAACCAACUGGCACAAGUGUUGCCCCUUUAGUAGAUCCAUUUAAACAACUGGAGGGCCUUCUUGACACAACUCAAGUUGGUUCAGCUGCUGCUGCCAAAUCACCUGAUAUUAUGGCAAUGUAUGCAGACACACCUGCUGGCAUACACGAUAAAGAUGACGGUGAUCUUUUAUCUGGCUUGUCAAAACCUCCAGUGACAAACAUGCCUGGUGGUACCACAACCACACAACAAGAGCAACGAAGUAAGGGUCCCAACCCUAAAGAUUCCUUGGAAAAGGAUGCACUGGUUAGGCAGAUGGGUGUGAACCCAUCGAGUCAGAAUCCAAACUUGUUUAGAGAUCUACUUGGCUGAAGUAUAUUUGAAGGGUUUACAUGAUUUACUGCUAUCCAAAUAUCAGUGUGGUUUUUCCAUGCAGCCGGGCAGAUGAUGGAUCAAUCAUGCAAAGCUGUACACUAUUAUGAGCAGAUAUGCGGAGAGUAGUCGUAUAAAUCGAUUCAGCCACCUGGAAUGGGGUUUAAGAUUCAGGUACGGGUUGUUCGUAGUUGUUGGAGAGUAGAGUUUUUUUCUUUCAUUUUCUUUUUUGGCCUAGGAAGUAGCGCAGACACUGGUGUUCGCUUGAGUGAUCGGCUGCGGAGCUUUUCGUGGUUACAACUUUUAAGGUUUAUAUAUGGCUGAUGCCCCAAAGACGAAGGGUUUAGCCAAGCAUGCUUGCCGCUUUUGCCCUCUGACGUUGGGUCUCUUGUUGUUAUAAUUAUGCUGUAUAAAUAUUAUCAAUAAAUUGUCCUUAUUUUUUCUUUUUUGGAAUUUCAUUCAAUUAUAAUUUUUCUUGCUUGCUA